AUGCAGACUAGCUGUUUUGUAGAUGAAAAAUUUGUCCCAAAGGUGGGGAUGAUUUUCAAGACACUAGAAGAAACUGGAAAGUUCUACAAACAUUAUUCGAAACUUGCCGGAUUUUCUACGAAAAUAAGGAACACCACUCGGGACGGAGACAAGAUUAAGAAUCAACUAAUCAUAUUCACUAGAGAGGGGAGGUGGAAAUCCAAGAUAUCUCCAACUUUGAAGACAAACCCUUCGGCUGGGUUGAAUUGUCCGACCAAGAUUUACGUACACAUAUUGAAGGAUGUUGGUCUUUGGACAAUUUCUAAAGUUGUUCUGAAUCACUCACAUCCUUGCUGUUCAGACCGGGCAGAGAUGCUUAAACAACACAGGGAGUUUAACAUGUUCGUGCGUCGCACCAUUGAAACUAACGAGGAAGCCGGAAUUAGACCGAGCAAAACUUACCAAUCAUUUGUUGCAGCAGCUGGCAGCCACCGUGAACUAAGUUUUAUAGAAAAAGACGUGAGGAAUUACAUCACAAGGGAAGUACGGAAUAUUUCCGAACAAGACGAUGCCAAAGGAUUUGGGAAGUACCUACUAAGAAUGAAAGAGAAGAACCAAAAUUUCUUUUUUGAGCUCAACCUUGAAGGCGAUCAUUGCAUUAAACAUGCAUUCUGGGCCGACGCAAGAAGCAGGGCCGCAUGUGAGUAUUUCGGAGAUAUGGUUUCAUUCGACACUACCUACAACACAAAUAGGUACAAUAUGGUUUUAGGUUCUUUUGUGGGCGUGAAUCACCACGGUCAGUCGACACUUCUCGGAUGUGCGCUAAUGACAAAUGAGGACAUUUCAAAUGGCUAUUCGAGUGUUGGCUCCGUUUCAUGGGAGGGAAGCUCCUUGAGACAAUUCGUGAAGCAAUACGACAAUUGUCUAGCAAGCAGAGAGCAAACAGAGAGAGAAUUCGAUGUUGCAGAUUUUUACACUGUGAUACCAUGUGCAACAAAAUCAGCAAUAGAGGCCCAGUUUCAACAUGUGUAUAUCCAUGAGAAGUGUAGGAAAGUUCAAGCUCAAUUCAGAGGUAAAGUGAACUGUAUCACAAGAUCAAUGCAUUCCACCCUAAGUUUCACAACAUACGAAGUCAUAGAGCAGGUUUCCAACUUCACAUUCAACAAGUUUUUCGUCACCUAUGACGCAGUAUCACAGGAGGUAAAGUGCCAGUGUUUGCUAUUCGAGUCAAAGGGCAUAUUGUGCCGUCAUUCCCUGAGCGUACUAAGCUUUGAGCGAGUGGAUAAAGUGGCACCGAAAUACAUACUGGAACGCUGGAGCAAGAACAUAAAGAGGAGAUGUGAAUUUACAAUAAGGGCUAGAGAGGAUAGCAGAUGGCUUGGGGAGUCUUAUUGGUUCAGAUUUCCAAAUCACUUGGUCUCUGAUUUUGUUCAUUUCGUGCAACAGAAGAUUCGGACCAUAUUGGCACCUGAAGUCAUCGAUCUCUUCCUACAUUUCAAUUGA
Arachis ipaensis is the source of this 1482-nucleotide messenger RNA. The record is from RefSeq and is a predicted model, not a curated record. NCBI's taxonomy places the organism in Eukaryota, Viridiplantae, Streptophyta, Magnoliopsida, Fabales, Fabaceae.